This is a messenger RNA of Gossypium arboreum, 1233 nucleotides long. RefSeq lists its product as uncharacterized. NCBI's taxonomy places the organism in Eukaryota, Viridiplantae, Streptophyta, Magnoliopsida, Malvales, Malvaceae. Bases 1 to 1233 code for a protein of 410 amino acids. The record is from RefSeq and is a predicted model, not a curated record. The transcript has 2 exons.
AUGGGGGUUGUAAAAUUUGACGACACCACUAGUAUAGAGAACUCGUUGCCAAACCAUAGUGAUCAAGGGGUAAAUGCAAUUGGGGAAACUGGUAUGAGAAGGAUUAAAGAGGACGUGGCCGAGGUAAAAAUGCCGAUGAAAGUAAUCUGGGAAGAAAUGAUGAAGGAAGAGAUAAUAAUCUCUGAAGAAGGAAAUAAAGGAGCGAGGGUCUACUGCGAGUUCCAUGCAGAAGAGGGACACGAGAUCCAGGAAUGUGACAAGUUUAAGGCUUUGGUACAAAGCCUUAUGGAUAAUAAGGAGCUGGAAUUUUAUGAAGCUGGCUUGGAUGAGGGACACGUAUGUGCAUUGAAAGGUGAACCAAAGAAUCAAAGAAUCAACAGGCCAAGGAUCAUUAUUUCUCUAUCAAGGAAUAAUGAAGUUGAGAGACAAACAGUACCGAAGAAUUAUGACUGCAAUGUGACAAUAAGAGAAGAUAUAGCUAGUACUUCUAAGGAGGCUCAAGUUGAAGGUUCUUACACACGUAGUGGGAAGCGUUAUGAUGCAAAACGAGUUAGAGUUGAGCCCAUGAAAAUAAAAGCCUUUAACAUCGAGAAGGAGAAAGGGGUUGAGGUAGUUGUUAAUGAGCUAGUGAAGGAAGAAGAGGCUAGAGAGUUUCUAAAAUUCCUGAAACACAGUGAGUACAGCGUGGUUGAACAAUUGCGUAAGCAACUAGCUCGCAUAUCAGUGUUAGCUUUGCUUCUGAGUUUAGAGGUACAUCUUGAGACAUUAUUGAAGGUGCUCAACGAGACUUACGUUACUAAUGAUAUAUCUGUCAACAAGUUGGAUCGAUUGGUUAGUAAUAUAAGCGCCGAAAACUUCAUUUAUUUCAAUGAUGAUGAAAUCCCACCUGGAGGCAUGGGAUCAGCUAAAGCUUUGCACAUCACCACUCGCUGCAAAGGAUAUACAUUACUGAGUGUGCUUAUUGAUAACGGGUCAGCCUUAAAUGUCCUGCCAUUGUCCACAUUGAACAGAUUGCCCAUAGACAGUUCUCACAUGAAAACAUGCCAUAAUGUAGUGAGAGCAUUCGAUGGCAUGGAGAGAAAUGUCAUGGGAAGAAUUGAUAUCCCUUUGAUGAUCGGGCCAAACAUGUAUGAGGUAGACUUUCUAGUGAUAAACAUCAAGCCCUCUUAUAAUUGCUUAUUGGGAAGGCCUUGGAUACAUUCGGCAGGAGCGGUGCCCUCAUCUUUGCACUAG